Messenger RNA from Trichomycterus rosablanca, 1147 nucleotides. RefSeq lists its product as uncharacterized. The record is from RefSeq and is a predicted model, not a curated record. Gene Ontology annotation, biological process: regulation of exocytosis. Gene Ontology annotation, molecular function: GTPase activity; GTP binding. The transcript has 9 exons. The coding region runs from base 110 to 802 and encodes 230 amino acids. Lineage: Eukaryota; Metazoa; Chordata; Actinopteri; Siluriformes; Trichomycteridae.
GAUCGCUGAUGGACACAUUGCCUGUGGCACCUGCAAUUCCUUCACUGAGGUCUUAGUAAGAAUCCUGAACAUCAGAAAAUCCGCAUUGUUGCUGUUUUUUGUUGGCAUUAUGUUAUCUAAAAAGACGCCCAUGUCGGAUAAUGAGAUUAAUAACGGCACAUCGAAAAGCAUGCUGGAACGGUGUGCUUCUGUUAAUGAAUAUUAUGACAUUGCAUUCAAGGUGAUGCUGCUGGGAGACUCGGCUGUAGGAAAGACUUGCAUCCUAGUGCGCUUCAAAGAUGGUGCCUUUUUGGGAGGCAACUUUAUAGCCACCGUCGGAAUAGACUUUAGGAACAAGGUGGUGACGGUGGAUAAUAUGAAAGUCAAACUGCAGAUUUGGGACACGGCAGGGCAGGAGAGGUUCCGCAGUGUUACUCAUGCAUACUAUAGAGAUGCGCAGGCUCUCCUACUUCUGUACGACAUCACUAGAAAAUCAUCUUUUGACAAUAUCAGGGCCUGGCUGACGGAAAUUCAUGAGUACGCACAGAAGGAUGUGGUCAUCAUGUUGCUUGGCAACAAGUCAGACAUGGCAGCUGAGCGAGUCAUUAAGCCUGAGGAGGGACAGAAGCUGGCCAAGGAGUACGGAGUUCCUUUCAUGGAGACAAGUGCCAAGUCUGGUGUUAAUGUGGAUCUUGCAUUCCAUGCCAUAGCAAGAGAGCUGAAGCACAGGGCAGCUCAGCAGCCUCACGAGCCGAAGUUCCAGAUCCAUGAUUACAUUGAGUCCCAGAAGCAAAAGUCCAGCUGCUGUGGUGCACUUGUGUAAUGCCCUUCACGUAAAGGAAAUUAGCUGGUACAGCCUGGUUUAAUUAACUUAUAAAAAUCAUAUAGCGACAAACAGACUAUUAAAAAGCCUUGUAUGUUAAUUGAUUUUCAGAAAAACGUGGGGGGUGUUAGUAAACAGGAAGUAGUUAUAGGUGAAAGUGUGUCUUGUGUUAAAUGUUUAAAUAAAACGAUAUGGCAAAAACAUAUGUGGACACCCAACUAUGAGCUUGUUGGACAUUCUAUUUCAAAACCACAGGCAGUAAUAUGAAGUCCGCCUCCCCCAUACAUACACUUUUGAAGCUAUAACAGCCUUCACUCAUACCACAGUUUUGGUGUGUCUGAGGGA